Molecule: messenger RNA, 1351 nt
Organism: Triplophysa rosa
Lineage: Eukaryota; Metazoa; Chordata; Actinopteri; Cypriniformes; Nemacheilidae
Gene: shbg
Product: sex hormone-binding globulin
Exons: 8
Coding region: 1-1167 (388 amino acids)
Molecular function (GO): steroid binding
Source: RefSeq, a predicted model, not a curated record
AUGAACUAUCUAAGGGUAGUGGUUGUUGUGUUCCUGUUAGGCCCGUACCUGAUUAUGUUGGGCAGAGGAGCUUCAGGUAAUCAGAUAUCUGCAAGGAGAGUCAUUAAUCUUGCACACAGACAGUCCGCAUGGACUCCCAUAUUACAGACAAGCGCAAAUCUCAGUGACAUCAGAAGCAUCAGAUCUUUCUUUGAGUUCCGGACUCUCGACCCAGAAGGGACCAUCUUCUACGGAGACACCAAGGAAGGAAAGGACUGGUUUGUGCUUGCACUACGUGAUGGCAUACCUGAAAUGCAGAUUGGGAAAGCAGACAUAUUAGUCAGCAUAAAAGGAGGCCGUCGACUCAACGAUGGGGCCUGGCACUUGCUGGAAUUGCGCAGUGAGGGUAAAUUUGUGGUGUUGGAGGUCAACAACAAUCCAGAGCUUGUAGUCGGACUCCGUUCUGAACUGACAGAGGAUGAACUAACAGGAAAGAUACGUCUGGGUCUUGGCGGCAUGUUGGUGGACAAACAAAAGCUCUUCAAUCCAUUUCAGCCAGAUAUGGAUGCUUGUGUAAGAGGAGGACAUUGGCUAAAUCUCAGCACUCUCUGGGAUACAGACCCAACAUGGGAUCCCCGACCCUGCUUCUCUGAGAUUAAGAGAGGCAGUUACUUUCCAGGAACUGGGAUGGUUACGUUUAAUACAUCUGAUCUUCCUGGAGUUAAGACAGAGGAGGCUGGUAUCACAAUACAGAUCUUCGGAUCUUGGACUGGGACUUUGCUGAGUCUUCAAAGCACAGACUUUGAGUAUGUUUUGGGAGAGUUGGAUGAACAUACCGAUGUUAAGGUUCAGAUGGGCCUGAAAGAGGGAUCGGAAACCGCUGCCCUUCCCCGUGAACCUGCAGCACUUACUUUCAACAUACUAAAACACUCACUUGUGGUAAACAGCAAACCAGACCGUGAAACGGAAAGUCUGGACUUUUUCUCCAUGUGGAAAAAGGGGAUGUUACUGACUUUUGGAGGAGUGCCAGGUGAAAGUGAGGAUGCAAAACGUUCACACCACCUGCGUGGUUGUUUGGAGAAAAUCCUUGUCCAGGAGCAGGUUAUUGAUCUUGAUCAGGCUUUAUACAAACACUCAACGGUGUCAUCCCAUAGCUGUCCUACAGAAGCAAUGAAUGAACUCACUUAACACAGAUGCCUUGGCAAUCAUCCUAGCGGACUAAAAUCCACUGCAGUCCACAUCUCAAAUAUGCAGACUUAUUUAAAAUGCUCAAUCAUCAGUAGACCUAAAACCUCCGAAAACGUUUGUUUGGGCUGUCUAGUUAGAGUUUUACAUAUCACAUAUUGAGCAAUAAAAAACUUUUGAAAUGAAC